This is a messenger RNA of Diaporthe citri, 2037 nucleotides long. RefSeq lists its product as uncharacterized. Bases 1 to 2037 code for a protein of 678 amino acids. Lineage: Eukaryota; Fungi; Ascomycota; Sordariomycetes; Diaporthales; Diaporthaceae. The record is from RefSeq and is a predicted model, not a curated record. The transcript has 4 exons. Gene Ontology annotation, biological process: carbohydrate metabolic process.
AUGAACCCGCAAGAUUCGUUCGCUUGGACAACGUUCCAGCCCGACUCCUUCUGGGCGCGGAAACGCAAUGUCGUGCUCAAGAAUACCAUUCCUUUCCAGUUGGAAAUGCUGAAAUCCACCGGGAGGUAUGACGCAUUCGACCUCAAGUGGCAUCCCAUUUACGACGAUGAGCCCGCUACGUGGCCGGUGCCCAAGCAUCUGUUCUGGGACUCGGACGUCGGGAAAUGGAUCGAAGGUCUAGCUUACUUUGGAGACCUUGAGGAAGGGGAUGACAACCCUCUCGACCAAGCUGCCAAGGACCUCGUUGAGAAGAUAAGCAAGGCCCAGCAAGAAGACGGCUACGUCAACAUUCAUUUCACCGUGGUGGCCCCCAAGGAGCGCUUCUCCAACCUGCGGGACCUGCACGAGCUGUACAAUGCCGGCCACCUCAUCGAGGGUGCUCUGGCUCACCAGCUACGCUUCAAGUCGGACGAGUUCAUAAAGCCGAUGAAGAAGUACAUCGAUCUGCUGCACAAGACCUUUGGGCCUGCAGAGGGCCAGAAACACGGUUACCCGGGCCACCCAGAGAUCGAGUUGGCUCUCAUCCGAUUCUACAAGAGAACAGGUGACAAGAAGGCCCUAGAGCUUGCUCAGUACUUCGUAGAGGAGCGAGGCAACACGACCGGUGCAGACGGGAGACAUUACUAUGACGUUGAGGCCGAAGCUCGGGGCGAGAGCAUACACACUGCACCGUCGUACUAUCCCGCUGCACGGAGUUACUGGUAUAACCAGGCACACAAGCCAAUCCUCGAACAAGAGACCAUCGAGGGUCAUUCAGUCAGAGCAAUGUAUCUCCUGACUGCCGUCGCCGACUUGGCCGUCCUCGACCCCAAGGCCUUUGGUCCAAAGUACCUGCCUGCGCUCAAGCGACUCUGGGAUAACAUGGUGAACAAGAGGAUGUACCUCACAGGCGGGAUCGGAGCUAUCAGCAAGUGGGAGGGCUUCGGAAUCGACUACUUCCUGCCCCAGUCCACUGACGAGGGCGGCUGUUACGCUGAGACAUGCGCGGCCAUCGGCGUCAUGAUGCUGGCAGAGAGGAUGCUCCAGAUCGAACUCGACCGCCAAUACACCGACGUGCUCGAGCGCGCCCUGUACAAUGCCAUGCUGACCGGCAUGUCCGUCGACGGCAAGGCCUUCACCUACGUCAACCAGCUGGCCACCUCGGAGCAGGAUGCGUCCAACAGGCGUGAGGAGUGGUUCGAAUGCGCGUGUUGUCCCCCAAACGUGGCCAGGGUGCUCGGGCACAUCGGAGGCUACCUGUGGACUGCAAGGACCAACCCCGAAGGGUCCGCCACGGUGAACGUCCACCUGUAUGCUUCUGCGUCGCUCGACUACACGUUGGAAGGCACCGAAAAGAAGAUAAAAUUGAGGCAGGCGACCAAUUACCCAUGGGAGGGCAGCGUCGAGUUCUCGCUAGAGAAUAACGCCGGCGCCGAAGUGGACGUCAACAUCAGGAUACCGGCAUGGGCCGACGAUGCUUGGGAGGUCACGCCCAAGCCCCAAUCCACGUCCCUGAGCAAGGGCUACCUCCACCUCGACGCCGCCUACCUGAGGAGCAACCCGAGCUUCAGGCUCGCCGUCCCGCUCGCGCCCCGCCUGCUCCGCCCGCACCCCUUCACCCUCCAGCGCGUCGCCGUCCUCGCCCGCGGGCCCCUGGUCUACUGCCUCGAGGACGUCGACCACCCGUGGGUCGCGGACCACUUCAAGGCGCUUGUUCUGGCACCGGCGCUCACGAGGGCGGGAGGGCAGCUGGGCGAGCACGCCGUUGAGGGGGAGAAGAGGGACCUGCCCCUCGGCGAGACCUAUGUCGGCGUCACGCUCAGGAAGGGCGGGCUGGUCAUCUCGCAUCGGGAGCUUCUUCCUUCCCUUGAGUCCAGGGGGUUGGAGGAACUCGUCAAUGGCAGGGAGGCUGUGGACCUGCACUUUGUGCCGUAUUGGGCGAGGGCUAAUAGGGGUGGGAAGCACCAGAUGCGUGUUGGCAUCAGGACUUUGGAUUGA